AUGGAUGAAAAAAGAAAACACCAUAAAAAAAAAAAAGUUGGAAAAAAAGCUAAAAAUAAAAAAAUCAAUAAAAAUGUAAACAAAAAAUAUCAUAAAGCCUUUACAUUUAGUGGAGGAAUAAAUAGUGCCCAUCGACGAAAACAACAUCUAUAUGAAUUGGAAGAAAAAAAGUUACGAAUUAAUAAAACAAUAAAAGAGGGGUAUAAAAAUAGUCCUAUUAUUGUAGCUGUUCAUGGUCCUAAAGGUGUUGGAAAAAGCACAUUAAUAAAAAGCAUAAUUAAAUAUUAUGUUGGUAUUAAUAUAAAUGAAAUAAAUAAGCCUAUAUCAAUUUUUACAAAAAAUUUAAAAAGAUAUACAUUUAUAGAAAUAAAUGAUGAUAUACUUCAUAUGAUAGAUAUUGCAAAAAUAGCAGAUAUUUGUUUGCUAGUAAUUGAUGGUAAUUUUGGGUUUGAAUUAGAAACAUUAGAAUUUACAAGCAUAUUGAAUACUCAUGGUAUGCCAAAAGUUAUAGGCGUUGUUACAAAUAUGGAUAAAUUUAAAGAUAAUAAAAGUAUACGAAAAAGAAAAAAAAAAAUUAAUAAAAGGUUUUCAGAAGAAAUGGUAGAAGGAUCUAAAAUAUUUUUUCUUAGUGGAAUACAAAAUAAUAAAUAUAAUAAAACAGAGAUCAGAAAUUUAUGUAAAUUUUUAUCAGUUAUGAAAAGGCCAUUAAUAUCUUGGAGAGAACAACAUGGUUAUAUUCUUGGACUAAAAUUAGAUAUCGAAGAUAGUGAAUUUUGUAAAAGUGAACACAAAAGUGGUCUCUUAAAAGAUGAAGACAAUUUUGUGGAUAGUGAAGAUAUACAAUUAGGGAAAUUCCUCAACAAAUGUGAUGAUGAUAUAUCUGUAUAUGUUGAAGGUUAUAUAUAUGGAUCAAAAAUGUAUAAAAAUCAAAAUGUACAUAUACCAAAUAUUGGAGAUGUUCAAAUAAAAAAUAUUAAAUUAUUAGAUGAUCCAUUCAAAUUGAAUCAAGAAAAAAAAACUCCAAGUAUUUAUGCUCCAAUGUCAGAUGUUGGAAAUCUCUCUUUUGAUUUUGAUAACAUGUACAUCCAUAUUCCAAAUAGUAAAAUUAAUUUCACAAAACCGGAAAUAAUUCAAAAAGAAGAGAAAAACGAUCCCCACAUGGGCGAACAAAACAAUCAUCGCACGGGCGAAGAGCAAACUGGCGAUACAGACAAAAGUGGCGAUACAGGCGAUGAUGCUGACGAUACUGACAAAAGUGGCGAUACAGACGAAAGUGGCGAUACAGGCGAUGAUGCUGACGAUACUGACAAAAGUGGCGAUACUGAUGAGGAUGGUGAUAGUGACGGAAGUGGCGAUAGUGAGGACGAAAACGCAAAGUACUUAACAGAUAGCAUUAGAAUGGUAAGGGAAUUGCAAGAUUGCAAAUAUGUUUUUUCUAAAAAUCAAGAAGAAGAUAAUAUAAAAUUGUUUGAUACAAACGAAAGUGAAAUUAAAGGAGGAACAGAAGAGAGACGUAAAGCCCCAUCAAAUGUUUAUAUUAGUGAAAAACAAAAAAAAAAAAAAAUGGCAGAAAAUUACAUCAAUGAAAGAUCUAGAGAAUAUAAUAACUUGCAAUCGAUUUUAUAUGAAAAAAAAAAUAAAGAAGAAGAUUAUAAUUAUAUUUCGAAUAUAAACAUGUCAGAUAAUGAGCAUGGCGAAAACGAUGAAAACGAUGAAAAUUACAACGAUUUUUAUAAAAAAUACGCUUUGCAAAAUGACGAAAAUUACAACGACUUUUGUACAAAAUACGCUUUGCAAAAUGACGAAAAUGUUGAAUCGGAUUAUUCAGAAAAUGAAGAAAUGGGUCCAUACUCUAAUAUUGCUAACUUGAUUGCUUACGAAAAUAAAAUAAAUAUAGAUGUAUUUUUAUAUAAUAAUAAUUAUAUAAAUAGAAUAAACAACUCUUUAUAUUUUAAAGGAGAUAUAAUAAAUAUUAUAAAUAUAGAAAAAAGAAAAAUAAUAAAUCAAAAUACUAAUUCAGAUAUAUCUAUCCAAGAUAUCAAUAUGCAUAUAGUAAAAAAUAUUAUAUCUAAUGAAACAUCUAACUUAGAUAAAAAUCAAGAAAAUAUUUAUAGCUAUAUACAUCCUAAUAAUUAUUUUUUUAAUGAUAUAGAUUCAUUUAAUUUAGUAAAAGAUGAUGUUUUUAUAUUUAACAACCUUAGCAUAUUUAUUGGAGAUAUUGCACAAGACCAACUUGUAGAUAAUUUCUUUUUGAAAUAUGACGAACUAUAUAGUUCAUAUUUUGUGAAAAGUGAGGAUGAACAAAACGACGAAAUGGACGAAAAAAACGAAAAAAUGGAUGACGAAAUGAACGAAAAAGUGGAUGACGAAAUGAACGACAAAAGUGAAGCGAAAGGCGUUAGACCCAUUGAGGAGAAUCUUAAAUUGGCUAAAGAAAAAAAAGAAAAAGAAAAAGCGAAAUUUUUAGAAACAGAAGAAAUUGGAAUUAUAAGCAAUGCUUAUGGGACAUCAGUAAAUAUUGGUGAAUAUGUAAAAAUCGAAAUUAUAAUAAAAAGAAGUAAAUUAGAAAUCUUAAAAAAUAAUAUAAUCAUAUGUGGAGGGUUACAAAGAUAUGAAGAAAAAAAUUCUAUAAUACAUUGUAGAAUUAAAAAACAUAGAUGGUUUCCUAAAGUUAUGAGAUCAAAUGAUCCUUUAAUAUUUUCAGUUGGAUGGAGAAGAUAUCAAAGUAUACCAAUAUAUUCAAUAAAUGAAAGAAAUAAUGUUAGAAUAAGAUUUCUAAAAUAUACAACAGAACAUAUGCAUUGUAAUUGCACAUUUUAUGGACCAUUAGCAGGUGUUAAUAGUGGAAUAUUAGCUAUCUAUAAUUAUAAAAAGAUUCCAUUUUAUCGUAUAUGUAUAAAUGGAAUCAUUUUAGAAACAAAUAACAAUAUAAAUAUUAUGAAAAAAUUAAAAUUAAUUGGAGAACCAUAUAAAAUAUUUAAAAACACAGCUUUUGUUAAAAAUAUGUUUAACACAGAUUUAGAAGUUUGUAAAUUUAUUAAUUGCCCUGUUAUUACACCUAGUGGAAUCAAAGGUCUUAUAAAAAAUAAAAUAAAUGAUAAAGGUGAUUUUAGAUGUACAUUUUCAGAUCAAAUUAAAAAAAGUGAUAUAGUUAUAUUGAAAUUAUAUGUAAAUGUUUCUAUUAAAAAAUAUUAUAAUUAUGAUAUAGAAAAUAAAAUAAAAUCGAUAAAUGAAUUAAGAUAUAUAUAUAAUAUUUAUGUUAACCAUUCUAGUGGAUAUAAACAAAUACCAUUUAGACAUUUUUAUCACAAUAAAAUUUAUGUUAAACCACAAUUAUUAAAACAAUUACCUUUUAAAUCGAAACCUAAAUUAUUUAAAAAAAUUGAUCAUGAAAAUCAAACACAAAUAAAUAAUAAAAAAAAUGAUUCUAUUAAUUUUAAAGCUCUAGAAAAUCCUAAGUUAGCUGCUAAAUGGUAUCAAAUGUUACACUCGAUUAAAAAAAAUAUUAUUUUAAAAAGAAAAGAAAAAUCAAAAUUGUCAUAUCAUAAAAAAUUAAAAACAAAAAUAAAAAUUCAAGAAGAAAAAGAUAAAGUUGUAAAACAGAGAAAAAAAAAUUCAUACAUAAAAAAUCGAAAAGUUAAAUAA
Messenger RNA from Plasmodium yoelii, 3645 nucleotides. Its product is annotated as asparagine and aspartate rich protein 2, putative. Lineage: Eukaryota; Apicomplexa; Aconoidasida; Haemosporida; Plasmodiidae. The record is from RefSeq and is a predicted model, not a curated record. Gene Ontology annotation, cellular component: 90S preribosome; nucleus. The coding region runs from base 1 to 3645 and encodes 1214 amino acids. Gene Ontology annotation, biological process: endonucleolytic cleavage of tricistronic rRNA transcript (SSU-rRNA, 5.8S rRNA, LSU-rRNA); maturation of SSU-rRNA from tricistronic rRNA transcript (SSU-rRNA, 5.8S rRNA, LSU-rRNA); ribosome biogenesis. The transcript has a single exon. Gene Ontology annotation, molecular function: GTPase activity; U3 snoRNA binding; GTP binding.